CGUGUCCAGUCUUGUUGACAACUAGUUAAAGUUAAGAAAGUGAACUUAGAAAUGAGCACGUAUGUACUAAAAAGGUUGGAUUUCUUCUUUCUAUCUUCCUUCCGGUCGUGUCAGUUAAAUUUCGAGAAUUUAUUAAUGCCGAAUGAAAUGUGAAUUGGUGUGCCUUUUUGACACACAAAUGAAAAUAAUUUUUUCCUGAAUAUAAAAUGAUUUAACAGGAAAAGAAUUGGGUGAUUGUGAUGUCGCUUGAGAUGAAUUUCAAUAAAUGCAAAUAUUGGAAUACCAUUAUUUCAAUGUGAAUUGAUAUGGGGGUGCCAUGCCUUGCCCAGGUGCGAAUGCUGCACUUGUCACUUAUUAUAUUAGCGACAAUAUCUUUCCUGCUUUAUGUUUGCUAUAUGACAACUUCUCAGCCAUCGACUACUGUUUCACCAAUGAGAUUAUUUGAAAAUGAUCUACAUAUCUUCAAUAUAAGUCUAUCACAGCCAGAUCUUGGUGUCAAAAACUUAUCUGCACCCUUCAAUAAAGUGUCAUCAGAGGCACCCCCACCACGUCAAAUAUUAACAAAAUCAUCACUCAACUCAUCUAAUAAUGAAGUCGACUUAUCACGAGGAGUAGCCGCUGAGAUAAUCUAUGAAUCAGGACAUAUUGAUGUCAACUUUCAAAUAUGUCCGCACCAAGGAAGUGACUUAAAAUUGCUUAUAGCUGUAACUUCCGCCCCAUCCCAUGAAAAUGCGAGAACUGCUAUCAGAGAAACAUGGGGUAAUUUCGCAAUACGCAAAGACAUAGCAGUAGCCUUCAUGUUGGGUAUUUCUUCAAAUGAGACAGUCAAUUCAAAUAUUAAAAGAGAGCAAAACUUAUUUGGGGAUAUAAUCCAGGGUAAAUUCAUAGAUACCUAUGAUAACCUCACUUUGAAAACAAUUUCAAUGUUAGAAUGGGUAGAUAAAUUUUGCUCUAAAGCAAAUUAUGUACUUAAAACUGAUGAUGAUAUGUUUAUCAAUAUAUCCCGGCUUUUGGAUUUCAUUCUUAAACGAACCCGCGAAACUCGUGCUAUAUACGGAAGAUUAGCUAAGAAAUGGAAACCUAUAAGAAAUAAAAAAUCCAAGUAUUAUAUAUCACCCCAACAGUAUAAACCUGCAAUAUUUCCCGAUUUUACUACUGGUCCAGCUUAUCUCUUACCAGCCACUUUGGCAAAAGAAUUAUAUAUAUCUGCUUUAAAUCACACUUAUUUCAAAUUAGAAGAUGUAUUCAUUACUGGCAUUGUUGCAAAUAAUAUCAAGAUAAAAAGAAUUCAUGCCCCUGAAUUUUUGAAUAAAAGAGUUAAAUUAACGCCGUGUAAUGUCCAAAAAGGCAUUAGUAUUCACAUGAUUAAAGGUAUUGAACAAUAUGAUCUCUGGAAGAAAGUACACGAUACAACAGCUAAAUGCAAAUAACGUCUACCAAUGAUAUCGCGUAUAAACAAUCAAAACUUUCAAUUAAACGGCAGGUACCCACAAAAAUUGCGGUUCUGAAACAAUAUUUUCUACUAAUCGAGAUUAAUUUAAAUACACAACAUCUGCUGAUAUUAAAUCAACAAAUGGUUCUACCUAAAUCGGACUAACAAAGUAUCAACAGAAAUCCCAUCUUGUCAAGAGAAAGAGUAAAUGCUGACCAUGGUUCCGGUCUCAUUAGGCUCCGUCAGAGCAACAUAUGGAUAGCGACACCUGUCAGGAAACGAGGACCGACUGAAUUCACUUUCCUUACUCUCGAAGUGAAUUCAGUUGGUCCUCGUUACCUGUCCGAUAUCGCUGGGAUAUAUUCCUUCCAUUUUAGUCAAGGGGUUGUGUUGCUCAGACGAGGUCAAAUGAGACGGAAACAAACCAUGGUUAACAUCUACUCUUCCUCGACGAGAUUGGAUUUCUGCUAAUACUUUGAGUGAUGGUGAUGUGUUCGUUCAAUUUAGAUUGUAAUGUUUGUUGAUUUAAAAUCAGUGGGUGUUACAUAUCUGAAUUAAUUUCGUUUUUUAUUCACCUGCCUUACUCUUGAAGUUGUUUACUGUUUAGGAUUAUUUUGUACAUUUCGGUAAAAUUAUUGUAAAUCGUCGACCAUAUUCUCUUUGCAAAGAUCUGAAAUGUAAUUUUUUUUUUACAAUCAGAAAGUCGGCAGGAUAUGAACUGAACAAAUGCUAUACUGUCAGUUUUUUGAAAAAAUACUCUUAGAAAUAUAAAAACUUGUCUAAAUAGAUAAUAUCCUCAAUAGCACACUUGAAUGAUAUUCGCUAAAUGAUUACUCAUUAUUGAUCAGAUCAGUAUUUUCAAAAUAAUUUCUUUCUACUUGCAGAAGUUGACUCAUGAACUACGUAUUGAAAGAAUGUAACGCAAUCCAUUUUUAGUAAAUUGCCUCACUUUGGAUUAAUCAUAUUUCAAAGAAAUUGGGGAUUGUAUGCAUCACUUAUGAAUUAUUAACUUAAUCUCAAAGACAAACUGUAGAGCUGUGAAUUUUGCUAAUUAAAGUAUUAUACAAUUUUGUUCAUAAAUUAUAUAAUAAAUUUUGUACAUA
Coccinella septempunctata (seven-spotted ladybird) is the source of this 2535-nucleotide messenger RNA. Its product is annotated as beta-1,3-galactosyltransferase 5-like. Gene Ontology annotation, molecular function: hexosyltransferase activity. Gene Ontology annotation, cellular component: membrane. Lineage: Eukaryota; Metazoa; Arthropoda; Insecta; Coleoptera; Coccinellidae. Bases 306 to 1430 code for a protein of 374 amino acids. The transcript has 3 exons. The record is from RefSeq and is a predicted model, not a curated record.